This is a messenger RNA of Knipowitschia caucasica, 1263 nucleotides long. Lineage: Eukaryota; Metazoa; Chordata; Actinopteri; Gobiiformes; Gobiidae. The record is from the annotation of a GenBank genome assembly.
AUGUUCCUAGGCAACCCCUGCUUCUCCUGGGGGCCCCUGCUUCUCGGGGCCCCACAGAACCGCAUUCACACAAACACUGGGCUCAUGUUCAACCAUCCUGGUCUUCCAUCCAGUGAAGUCCUGGUCCCAAACCGGUCAGACGAAAGGUGGACAGAGGAGCAGAGGGUAGAGGAGAGAGAGGAGCAGAGGAGAGAGAGGAGCAGAAGACAGAGGAGCAGAGGACAGAGAGGAGCAGAGGGUAGAGGAGAGAGAGGAGCAGAGGAGAGAGGACAGAGAGGAGCAGAGGAGCAGAGGGUAGAGGAGAGAGAGGAGCAGAGGAGAGAGGACAGAGGAGCAGAAGACAGAGGAGCAGAGGACAGAGAGGAGCAGAGGGUAGAGGAGAGAGAGGAGCAGAGGGUAGAGGAGAGAGCGGAGCAGAGGAGAGAGGGCAGAGGAGCAGAGGACAGAGAGGAGCAGAAGACUGCAGAAUAUCAACAUUUUACAGUUUACUCUUUAUUAUCACCUGUGUCCUUCCUCUUCACCUGUGUCCUUCCUCUUCACCUGUGUCCUUCUUCUUCACCUGUGUCCUUCCUCUUCACCUGUGUCCUUCUUCUUCACCUGUGUCCUUCUUCUUCACCUGUGUCCUUCUUCACCUGUGUCCUUCCUCUUCACCUGUGUCCUUCUUCUUCACCUGCGUCCUUCUUCUUCACCUGUGUCCUUCUUCACCUGUGUCCUUCCUCUUUACCUGUGUUCUUCCUCUUCACCUGCAUCCUUCCUCUUCACCUGCGUCCUUCCUCUUUACCUGCGUCCUUCCUCUUCACCUGUGUUCUUCCUCUUCACCUGCGUCCUUCUUCACCUGUGUUCUUCCUCUUCACCUGUGUUCUUCCUCUUCACCUGUGUUCUUCCUCUUCACCUGUGUCGUUCCUCUUCACCUGCGUCCUUCUUCACCUGUGUCCUUCCUCUCACCUGGACCUGAGAGCCUCACACACCUCUGAGCACAGGGACCUGAGAGCCUCACACACCUCUGAGCACAGGGACCUGAGAGCCUCACACACCUCUGAGCACAGGGACCUGAGAGCCUCACACACCUCUGAGCACAGGGACCUGAGAGCCUCACACACCUCUGAGCACAGGGACCUGAGAGCCUCACACACCUCUGAGCACAGGGACCUGAGAGCCUCACACACCUCUGAGCACAGGGACCUGAGAGCCUCACACACCUCUGAGCACAGGGACCUGAGAGCCUCACACACCUCUGAGCACAGGGACCUGAGAGCCUCCUGA